AUGGUAGUUCUAUUUCAGAUCCUUUUGCUAUUGUGUUCAAUUGAUGCAAUUACUAGUACUACUUCAUGUGAAGAACGCUGUGGGAAUGUUAGCAUUCCAUACCCUUUUGGAAUAGGAGCAGCUGGUUGCUACGUUGAUGACUGGUAUGAAGUAAUUUGCAAUUACUCCUCGGGCUCUCCCAAGCCUUUCUUGAGGAGGCUCAACCUGGAGGUUCUCUACAUUUCAUUCGGAAGCACUUUAUCACGAAGACGAAACACAGUUGGUGUCAAUUAUCCGACACUUUCUGCUUGUGGUAAUCUUUCAAGGGGCAUAGAAAAUGUGGAGCUAUCAAAAAGCCCUUUCAUCUUCUCCCAGUCCGAAAACAUAUUCGUGGCCAUCGGCUGCAACAAUUUUGCAUCAAUAACUUCCUUAGAUGGUUCAGUUUUUGGGUGCAGGACAUGCCCUUUCAACUGUAAAGUUUGUGAAGUGAUCAUAAAUGAUACUACUACUCGUUUAUGCCAAACCACAAUUGCUUCAGACCUCGUUGCCUUCAAUACAAAUACAGAACCAAUAAUCGUUCCAAACCAGCCUACAAUCGGUUGCAGGUCUGCAUUCUUGGUAGAAGAAAAGUGGUUCAAGGCCGCCUACAACGUUCGAUUGUUCUCAAAUAUGUCUUCCGUUGUGUCGUACCACGUUCCUGUGGUGUUGGAAUGGGGGGUUCUUGAUACAUCAUUCUACUCAGUACUCAAUAAUCUCGCUACAUAUAAUAGUUCUUCAAACUACACAUGUAUUCGAAUGAGUAACCGGAACUCAACUUUUUCAUGUUCUUGCGAUGGAGGCUAUGAAGGGAAUCCCUAUAUUCUUGGAGGAUGUCAAGAUAUUAACGAAUGCGAGCGAUCAAACCCUUGUUCCCGUUACAAUAGCUCAUACUUCAAUGUAAAAUGUGAAAAUGGUAUUGGGUAUUACUCUUGUAUACCUGUUUACCCCCCGAAGCCUCCGGUUAGAGCGGCCACGAUAGGUGUUAGUAGUAGCCUUGGGCUAUUGGUUCUACUUGUUGGUGGGUGGUGGUCAUACAAAGUAAUAAAGAAAAGGAGGAGGAUUAAACAGAAGAACAAGUUUUUCAAAAGAAAUGGUGGUUUAUUAUUACAACAACAAUUAUCUUCAAAUGAAGCCAAUGUUGAUACCACCAAAUUGUUUAAUUCAAAAGAUUUGGAGAAGGCCACUGAUCGUUUUAAUGUAAAUAGAAUACUUGGUCAAGGAGGACAAGGCACUGUUUACAAAGGCAUGUUGGCAGAUGGUAGAAUCGUUGCUGUGAAAAAGUCCAGGGUAAUUGAUGAAGCAAAACUUGAAGAAUUUAUUAAUGAAGUUGUCAUUCUUUCACAAAUUAACCACAGGAAUGUUGUUAAGCUAAUUGGUUGUUGUUUGGAGACGGAAGUUCCUUUGCUAGUUUAUGAAUACAUUCCCAAUGGAACUCUCUUCCAAUAUGUCAAUGGCCAAACUGAAGAGUUUCCAUUGACAUGGGAUAUGCGCUUACGAAUUGCAACUGAAGUAGCAGGAGCUCUUUUCUACUUACACUCAGCAGCUUCCUCGCCCAUUUAUCAUCGAGACAUUAAGUCUACAAACAUACUCUUAGAUGAUAAGUACAGAGCUAAAGUAGCCGACUUUGGGACAUCAAGAUCCAUCACUGUUGAUCAAACUCACUUAACCACACUAGUGCAUGGCACUUUUGGAUAUUUGGACCCUGAGUAUUUCCAAUCAAGUCAGUUUACAGAAAAGAGUGAUGUUUAUAGUUUUGGUGUUGUCCUUGCUGAGCUGUUAACUGGAGAAAAAGCAAUCUCUUCCACAAUGACACAAGAAUCCAGAAGUUUAGCAACAAAUUUCAUUCAAUCGAUAGAGGAGAACAAUUUGUUUGGUAUUAUUGAUAGUCGAGUUUUGAAGGAAGGUAAGAAAGAAGAUAUCAUUGUGGUCGCGAACCUUGCGAAAAGGUGCUUAGACUUAAACGGAAAGAAACGGCCUACAAUGAAAGAAGUCGCAAUGGAGUUGGAGAUAGUACAAAUGCCACAAAAAACUCCUAACCUUCAACAAAACUAUGAAGAGCUUGAAUAUGAUCGAGCAGAAAUGUACGAGCCAUGGGAUGCUGAACCCAAAUCAACAAUGUCAACCUCAUCUGUAGACGCCCAACCAUUAUUAUCUUCUCAAUCUGCAUGAAUCAGUAUUUGUUUGAUGCAAUUUUAUAGGCUAAAUAAUUUUCUGUUUACGUUGUAAUUUCAAAAAUCAUCUGAGAACAUGGAUUAACCAUAUCCAAUUCUAUUGAUAGUAUAAGAUAGCAGA
Molecule: messenger RNA, 2310 nt
Organism: Corylus avellana
Lineage: Eukaryota; Viridiplantae; Streptophyta; Magnoliopsida; Fagales; Betulaceae
Source: RefSeq, a predicted model, not a curated record